Messenger RNA from Daphnia carinata, 3060 nucleotides. RefSeq lists its product as uncharacterized. The record is from RefSeq and is a predicted model, not a curated record. NCBI's taxonomy places the organism in Eukaryota, Metazoa, Arthropoda, Branchiopoda, Diplostraca, Daphniidae.
AUGAGGGCUUCAUCUUGUAGUCCCACGCGACUGCUCGAUGAAGAAAGCAACCUAGAAGAGGACAUUACUGGCCACGUUAGUGGAAAUAAACAACAAGAAAACAUUGGCACCACAUCCGACAACGAAUAUAAUCGUGUGGAGGACAGGCAAUAUACGGAUGAGGACAGCGAGCGCGAGCCAAGUCGUGAGAGUUUUGACCGUGGUAAUAGACAGAGAACCGACGAGCAAGAGGAAGACUAUGGGCCACCGCAAGAAGAGGAUGAGGUGGAAGAAAUAGUGAUAGACGACCAAGAAGAUCAGGAUCGUCUGCAAGGGUUCUUUAAGCGGCCAUGGCGCCCAGAAAAUCGAAGGCCAGAGAGUUUGGCAGGGCAGCAAGCGGCCAGGUCGCCAGCCGUACCCAGCUCGCCGAGGCCGGGUUCAUCAAAGGCGCGUACCCCAGAGCCCCGUAGUCUAAGGUCGAAUGGUAGUAAAGAACCUGUACCGUUGGUAGUACCACAAGAGGUCACCGAAGCUCUUUCCAGCUGGUUGAAGAAAGGAGUGCCAACUGACGAAUCUAAAGCAAUUUCAAAGAGGAUUCCGCUUGUUGUGGACAAAGAAUUUUCGUUAAGACCACCCAAACUCGACGGCUACAUGUACAGACGGGCAAAGGAUAAAGGGAAGUUAAAGGCAGUCAAUGCGGCGGAGGAGUCGCUGGUCACGACGCAACUCAAGAUCAUGGAUAUUGGCCCGCCACUCAUAGACCUUUAUACCCGCAUUCUUUCCCUCAGUGAUGGAGAAUCGGAAAGAAAAGCCCAGGAUUUGGUAAAGGACGCACUACAGCAGUGGUCUCGCGCCUAUCACCACAUUACCCGGCAGAGAAGGCGAUCGGUGGUUGCCUUAGUGGAACCCGGUUUCGACUUUCUUGCAGCUGACCCUGAAGCGUUUGCACCCGGAAAGGAGGCUCGAGAGAUCCUUUUUACGGGAAAGUUCCUGGAGUCGAUGCUUAAAGAAGCAUCGCAGGACGCAACAUUGGCUAAAACCUCGAAGACCAAGACAAAGCAAGUGGGUGCUAGGUUGAUAGCUUUUGCGGAUCGUUGGACAGUGGUAACGGACGAUCAAUGGAUCCUCGAUAGUUUAGCGCAUGGCGUUAAACUCGAUUUCAGCUUUUCACCUAUCCAACGCACAAUUCCUGUCCCUGUUGUCAUGUCCAAAGAGAUGGAGGCAGUGUGUGACAGAGAAGUGAGGGAUCUUGUCAGAAAGCGGGCUAUUAGAGAAAUCACCGACGGGUCGGAAGGGUUCGUUUGUUCUUUAUUUGUGAUUCCCAAAAAAUCGGGUGGGUUUAGGCCUAUCAUUAAUCUGAAGCCCUUAAAUCAAUUUAUUCGGUACGAACACUUCAAGAUGGAAAAUCUAGAAUGGGCUCGUUUUCUUUUACGAAAAGGGGAUUGGAUGGUUAAACUAGAUUUAAAAGACGCCUACCUGACGGUGCCGGUUUUUGCUACCCACCAAAAGUUUUUGCGGUUCCAGUGGAAGGGGCGUUUAUUCCAAUUUGCAUGUCUGGCCUUUGGUCUGGCUUCCGCGCCAAGGAUUUUUACAAAAAUUCUCAAGGUUGUCAUGGGUUUUUUAAGAAAAAAGGGCAUAAGACUGAUAAUCUAUUUGGAUGACAUCUUUAUUUUGAAUGUGUCUGGAGAAAGCACAUUAGGGGAUCUUAACGUGACCAUCCGGUUGCUAAAACAUCUGGGUUUUUUAAUAAAUUGGGAAAAAUCCGUGUUGGUCCCUACGCAAGUCCUAGAGUAUCUGGGGCUAGUAAUCGACUCGGUUCGAUUGUCCUUCGCCUUGCCAAACAUCAAAGUAAAAGCAGUUAAGGAGAUGUGUGAGGCGGCGCUUGCGGCGGAAUCAAUUUCUUUGCGAAAGAUUGCGUCUAUCAUGGGCAAUUUUACCUGGGCGAUCCCAGCGAUUCCAUACCCUCAGGCGCAUUACCGUAGAUUGCAACGGUUCUACAUCAAACGAGCGCAAUCGGCCAAUUUCAAUUUGAAGACUAGAUGUUCACUUUCAGCGGAAGCUCGGGAGGACCUGGAAUGGUGGGUGUUUAAUCUAAACAAAGCGCCAGAUAAAAUUUUCUUUCCCCACACACCAGAUCUCGAGAAUUACACAGAUGCGUCGCUAUCAGGUUGGGGUGCAUGCUGUGAUGAAAUCAGAACGAGAGGAUCUUGGACGCUAGCAGAUACAAAAAAGGACAUUAACGAGCUCGAACUAUUAGGAGCGUUGUUUGCGGUACAGGCGUUCGCUGCUCAGUCUAAGAAUAUCUCAAUUAGGGUAUUCUUGGACAAUUCGACAGCUGUAGCCUAUAUUAAUCAUUGCGGGGGUUCUCGAUCUCAGGCCCUGACUAGCGUAUCUGCCCAGCUUACAACUUGGUGCGAGAACCACGGCAUAUCGUUGGAAGCGGUUCACGUAGCGGGCAAAUUAAAUAUCGUUGCGGAUGAAGAGUCACGGGCCGGGCCUGACGCCGGGGAUUGGAAGUUGGAUCCGCGCGUUUUCAAGUGCAUUCAGGAACUAUGGCCGUCAGUCGUUGACGUUUUCGCAACACCUUGGAACGCACAGCUUCCAUCAUUUAUUUCAUGGCAUCCGCAACCUGGCGCAAUGGCAACAAACGCCUUUUCAGUCAAUUGGAAAGGGUUGUUGGCUUACUGUUUCCCACCAUUCGCCCUAAUUUUCAAAUGCUUAGAAAAAAUCAGGCGGGAAAAAUCUGUAGUGGUUUUUGUUUGUCCAGUUUGGAUAGGUCAGCCGUGGUUCCCGUUAUUGCUGGAGCUCCCGUGCGACGUCCCACGUCUUCUUGCGCCGUCUCAGAGCCUUUUGAUAUCAGCACUGGACGAAAGUCACCCGCUUACCUGGAACAGCGCGCUACACUUGGCCGUCUGGAAGCUGUCAGGAGACAGUACCUUGACCGAGGAUUUUCGACAACGGUGGUCGACUUACUCAUGGCCGGAAUUAGGCCCAACACCCAAACCGCUUAUGAGUCAGCAUGGAGAAAUUGGGUGCAUUGGUGAAUGGGGAGGCGUUCAAAUCCCUUCCCAAUUGUUAUAG